This is a messenger RNA of Parathielavia appendiculata, 783 nucleotides long. RefSeq names its product thioredoxin-like protein. Gene Ontology annotation, cellular component: cytoplasm. The coding region runs from base 1 to 783 and encodes 260 amino acids. The transcript has 2 exons. Gene Ontology annotation, biological process: protein folding. Lineage: Eukaryota; Fungi; Ascomycota; Sordariomycetes; Sordariales; Chaetomiaceae. The record is from RefSeq and is a predicted model, not a curated record.
AUGGCGGCACCCGUCGACCAACGUAUCGCAGUCCCCAUCGACGACCCCAACGCCGACACAGAAUGGAACGACAUUCUCCGAAAGCACGGCAUCAUUCCAGAGAAGCCGCCGUCGCCGACCCCGCUUAUCGAAGAAGCGAUUCUCGAAGCUCGUCGGCUCGCGCACGAGAACCGCCUUGAAGGGAAGGAUCUCUCGGACCUCUCCGACCUCGAAGACGAAGAAGACGAAGCAUUUCUCGAGCAAUACCGACAGAAGCGCAUGCAGGAGCUGUCCGCGCUGCAAAAGAAAUCCGUCCACGGCUCCAUCUACCCCAUCUCCAAGCCAGAAUACGCGCGCGAAGUGACCGAAGCGUCACAGAACGGGCCCGUGUUCGUCAACCUGACCUCUGCACAGGGUAGCAACGUCGAGUCGCGGGUCCUGUCCCAACUCUGGGGCCAGGCGGCCCAGGAGUACGGCGAGGUCAAAUUCUGCGAGAUGCGCGCGGACAAGGCCAUCGAGGGCUAUCCGGAGCGGAACUGCCCCACCAUCCUGGUCUACGACAAGGGAGAUAUUGUCAAGCAGAUUGUCACGCUCGCGACGGUGGGCGGGGUCCGGAUGAGCAUGCUUGAUCUCGACAUGAUAUUGGUCGAGGUGGGCGCGGUCAAGGAGAAUGACAUGCGCGUGCUGAAACGGAGGAGAGAGGCGGAGGACGCCGAAGAGGAAAAGGCUGCUGCCGGCAGUAAGGGGAUCAAGAGUCGCAGGGACGGAAUAAAACGCGGCGAUGACGAUGAUGACUGGGACUGA